Vigna umbellata (rice bean) is the source of this 1456-nucleotide messenger RNA. RefSeq names its product vacuolar protein sorting-associated protein 20.2 (gene VPS20.2). Gene Ontology annotation, cellular component: ESCRT III complex; multivesicular body. The record is from RefSeq and is a predicted model, not a curated record. NCBI's taxonomy places the organism in Eukaryota, Viridiplantae, Streptophyta, Magnoliopsida, Fabales, Fabaceae. Gene Ontology annotation, biological process: late endosome to vacuole transport via multivesicular body sorting pathway; vesicle budding from membrane.
UGCGAAAUUAUCCAACCCUAGAUCUUUAGAGUGCAAAAAUUUUGUGCAAUCUCGAUUGGCUCUUUUGACGUUCGAGGAUCGAAAGGGGAAGGGGAGAUUGUUAUUUAUUUAUUUAUUUUUGUGAACCCAACCGUGAUAGGCUUCGGGUGCGAUUCUUUGAGAGAGAGAAUUCUUCGGAUUUUCUUGGGAUUUUGGAGCAACCUCGGGGAGAGCUUAAUUAGUGGCUAAUUGAGGAAGACAAAGAAGAGGAGAAAAAAAAACGCUGCAGAAUGACCGACAGAAAGACUCUUGAGAACGAGAGAACGCGGAGGGCGAGUGAAGAACGUUAGAAGCUUGAAGUCUGUCGGUGACGAGGGUGUGACCAUAAGAGGAGCUAGAACCAAAACUAGGGUAACAGGUUGUUUUAGUAAAGGACCAAAACCCUGUAAAAGUGUGUGUUUGGUCUGGUAAAACUAAAGCACCAAAGGUUUUGUUUGAUUCGCUGGCAGCUUCAACAGAACUAUAAUCAUCAAUGCCCAUUUCUUCUCAAAGAUCGUUCGAUUGAAGUCCAAGCACAAAUUAGGAGACAAUUGUAGGCUAAGGACAGUGAAAUUCAGAUCAGAAUAAUCGAUGGGUAAUUUGUUUGUGAAGAAACCAAAGGUCACAGAUGUUGAUAAAGCAAUCCUCGCUCUCAAGACCCAGAGACGCAAACUCGCCCAAUAUCAACAGAAGCUUGAUGCAGUUAUUGAAGCAGAAAAACAGGCUGCACGAGAUUUGAUUCGUGAAAAGAAGAAGGAUAGGGCCUUGCUAGCACUGAAGAAAAAGAAGACACAAGAAGAAUUAUUGAAGCAAGUUGAUACUUGGCUUAUAAAUGUUGAGCAGCAAUUAGCAGAUAUUGAACUGGCAAGCAAGCAGAAGGCUGUGUUUGAAAGUUUGAAGGCUGGUAAUGAUGCAAUGAAAGCCAUACAAAGUGAGAUAAACAUUGACGAUGUUCAGAAACUCAUGGAUGACACUGCUGAAGCUAAAGCCUAUCAAGAUGAAAUUAAUGCGAUACUGGGGGAAAAAUUAUCAGCAGAAGAUGAGGAGGAGAUUUUAGCAGAAUUUGAAGACUUGGAAACCCAGCUUACAGUCCAAGAUCUUCCUGAAGUUCCUCCCUCAGCUCACGAAGAAAUCGAAGAAAAGUUGGACCUUCCUGAUGUCCCAACCAAAGCACCAGUUACCAGUGAUGCUGAAGUAUUUACGAAAAAAAAAGUUAUGGAGGAACCAUUGGCAGCUUGAAGAACAUUGCGACCAUAAACAUGUCAAUUGCUCUGUAAACCAAGGCUUGCAAUAUGACUGUCUUUGCCUGUAUCUUAUAGAUUUCUCUUGCAAUGCACCUACUGAGUUUGAUUGAUUUAUCUGCAGUGGCAUUUAAUUUGUACAGAUUUCCAUGUAUAAUUAUACAUGACUUUUAACAAGAGCUAUAGACUAAAUCAUA